This is a messenger RNA of Electrophorus electricus (electric eel), 2181 nucleotides long. Its product is annotated as peroxisomal succinyl-coenzyme A thioesterase-like. NCBI's taxonomy places the organism in Eukaryota, Metazoa, Chordata, Actinopteri, Gymnotiformes, Gymnotidae. The record is from RefSeq and is a predicted model, not a curated record. Gene Ontology annotation, biological process: fatty acid metabolic process; acyl-CoA metabolic process. Gene Ontology annotation, molecular function: fatty acyl-CoA hydrolase activity.
GUUGGGACAUUGUACUGUCAUACCCACAGCAGUAGAAAUUCAGUUUAAGUAGGAGCACUCACAUUAUGUGGGAGAUACAGGGACGAUUAGGACGACUUGUGAAAAUGUUGACUAUAAAGCGGUUGUUGAGCACCGUGGUCCGAGCAUGUCCACUGCUUUCGAUUAAGCCGACGCGGGGACUUGUAGACGAGAAGCUUCAGAUCGUCGUGAGGAAUUUAAGACCAAAACAAGACGUGACACUUCACUCUGUACAUCAGUCAGAAGAUAAGGAUUUUUGGGAAGCCUUCGGACACUAUGUCAGCGACGGCAACGGCACCGUGACCGUGGCAAAGGACGCCAGUCUGAGCGGCACCUAUGUAGGUGUGGAGGCCAUGGGCCUGAUGUGGAGUCUUCGGCCAGUGCCAGGGAGUCGAACAGGACUGAGAUUCCGAAAGAAAGAUGUCCUGUCACCACUGGUAUUCCACAUUUCUGUGCAUGAUGGACAUGUUUCUCAGGGUUUUACUCAGCUCACGCCAUUAGAGAGCCUUGUUAUAGAGCGAUGGUACAUGGCUCCAGGUGUACGAAGAUUCGAUAUCAGAGAGAGAGGUGUUCGAGGAACUUUGUUCAUACCUCCAGGCCCUGGCCCAUUCCCUGGUGUGCUGGAUAUGUGGGGAGGGGGUGGUGGACUGGUGGAGUAUCGAGCCGCCCUCCUGGCAUCACAUGGCUUUGCAUCAAUGGCGCUGGAGUAUCUGACUCCUGGUGAAUUAAAAAAACUAAAGGCUGAUGUCAAUUACUUUGAGACAGCAUAUCAAAUCCUGCAGAAUCAUGACAUGGUGCGGAGGGACAGGUUGGCUCUGUGUGGUCUCUCGUUUGGUGGCUGUAUCACCCUCUCUAUGAUUGUCUACUCCAAAAUCAUUCAGCCCCAGUGUUGUGUGUGCAUCAGUGGCAGUCAUAUUCCAGUCAUCAAAAAGUCUUUGGAUGAAACCUUUGAAGACAUAAGGAAACAUAUAAAUAAAAUUCGGAUAGAGAACAAUCAGCACAUCUGGAGAGACAUUACCCUGCCUGUCCCAACAGAUCCCACCUUGAAAGUGGAUGUUGCCCGCGUAACAUGUCCAGUGCUGUUAGUGGUCGGUGGUGAUGAUCAGAACUUGCCCACUCUGGAGGCUUCUGAAGAUAUACAACACAUAAUGGAAAAGGCAGGAAAUCAUCACCUGCUCCAAGUCCUCAUCUACCCUGGUGCAGGUCAUCUAAUUGAGCCGCCAUACUCACCACACCACCGGGCCACAAACUUCAUAGUGCAAGAAGGCAAAGAUAAAAUACUCUUGCUCUGGGGUGGACAGGCCAAGCCACAUGCAGAUGCCCAAGAGGACUCAUGGGAAAAACUUCUGGCCUUUCUACAGCAACACCUGUAUCAUGCAACUCCACAGGCAGAACUGUAGUGGUGCAUUAUUUGUAUGGAUGAGUAUUUGUAUAGAGAAAACCUCUCAAAUCAUUUUAGAAGAAAAAAUUGUAGUAUGAUACCUGUGAUUUUUCAGUAAUACUAUUUUUGGAAUACUUAAGUAAGGUGUUGUUCUUAGUUUAGUAAAGCCCAAAUUAAAAAUGUUAAAUGGUUUAUUCACUAUAAAAUAAAAUUUAUACACUAUGACCUGUAUCAGUAUAUGAAUCAAGGUAUGUUUUGUGAAAAUCACUAAUAAUUGCAUUAUAAAUUGUAAUAAUGCACAUGAAACACCUUGUUAAUACUUUGUUAUGCAGAUUAACAUAAAUUAAUAAUAUAAAUUCAAAUGUUGGUCUAUAAUUAGUCACAUUGUUCAUAAAGGUUCCAGGAAGUGACUUCUGAGUUUUUUUGGUUCAGUGCUAUUAAGCCUUUAAUGAUUCAGUAAUAAAGGUAUGCUCCAAUUUCUAAAAUAGUAAAAUAAUAGCAAAAUAGUAAACACAUGUACAAUCCCAUACAUCUGCCCCAUGUCACUGCAUCCUCAUCUACACCAGCAGUGAAGAUGUUUCAGAUGACCACAGAAACAAGAAGCACUUCAUGACACCUGGUACAGAUGGCUUAAUAAUGUCUGCCUGUGCCUGUAUGUGUUUUAUGUGGUUGGUUAAGUGUAGUGGGUAACAAGACUGCUUCUCCUAUGUAGGAUUGGGAUUCAAGCCCUGUCUGGGCAAGUGCUCUAUGCUGUACCAAUAAAAUUCUUUAGGUAAGAUUUC